AUGGAACCUCUUAUCGAAUUUGCAUCUAAAUCUUACGUACUUUCAGAUCAAUUACAAGAUAAUUCUACUUAUAAUUUGAUAUCUAUUAGGUAUUAUCAUAAUUAAAUUAACUUAGAUGGUUAAAUAAAUUAAGAACUAUAAUCUAAUCAAAAGACAUUGAUAAACUCAAUACAAUUCCUAUUUUAAAUUUAGACUUAGUAGACGAUUAUUUCUCAAAUAUUUUAUAGUAAAUUGUAAUUAAACAUUUAGAUAUGAUGAUCCAUAAUAUAAUUGUUUUUUAAACGAAAAAUUAAAAUUAAAUCAAGAUUACAUCUCUAUACCUCAAGAAUUAUGGCAACAAUUAAUUACAGCAAUUUAAAAUUUCAAACAAAUUCCUUAAGAAUAUUUUACAUUUUUGGUUUUAUAUAAAGAUGGAACUUUAAUUAAUAAACAACUAAAAAUUUAAUUAGUACCAUUAUAUGAAGGUGUUACUAAUAUAAUUGAAGGAGUUUAAUAAUUUUCAAGAGAUUGGACAAUGCAAUAUACGAUUGAAACAUUUGAAAAACUCUUAAACUAACAAUUAUCAAUUUAAGUGCCUUCUAAAAAUUUUAUCAAAUUUUAUAUCAUAAAAAAUGAACCAAAGGAAUUCAAAAGUUUUAUUUAAAUGCUUCAAGAGAAUUAAUUGUAAAUAGAAGAAUGUAAAUAAGACUUAUGUUCUUUAAAAAAUGGAUAAUUUUUAAUAUUAGACAUUCAAAUUCUAAAUAAAAAUUUUUAUUUUAAAUAGGAUGACAAUACUAUAGAACAAAGAAUUUAUAUUAAUUUUGAAGAGAGUGAGAUUUCAAAAAAGGGAUUUUCAUUAUAUGAAUCAUAAUAAUCUUUAAUAAAUUGCCUACUCAAAACUUACGAAUGUAAUGAUAAGAUUAGAAAUUUUAUUAAAGUUAAUUAUUAAAAAUAUUACAACUUAAACGAAAUAAUUGAAGAAUCAUAUUAUGGAAGUUAAGAUAUUUUAUGUUAUGAAUAAAAAGAUAUAGAAUUAUUGAAUGAACACUCAGUAACCAUUACUGAGAGUAGAUAUGAUACUGUAUAUGUUAAUGGAAAACCAUUAACUGUUUUAUUUGAUCAUAAAAUGACUGUAAAGUAAUUAGCUGAGAAAUUAUUACCAUAAUAAAGAUUUCUUUUUGAAUGUAGUAAUAAUUAUUAUACAGAAGAAAGUAAAAUAUAUUUAAUAUCUUUAGUAAAUUGUGAUAUGCUAUUGUAUUAGUUACCAAAAAAUUAUAAAUAUCAUUUGACUAAACGAGAAUAAUUUGAAGAAGAAUUGGAAGUAAUUAUUCAUAGAUGUUUUGCUGAAAAAGUAGGUAUUUUGUAAUCUUACAAAAAUUUUGAUGCGAUUCGAAAAUUUUAUAUAAAUAAAUAAGCUAAAUAUUUUGAUUUACAUUUAGCAAUUGCAAAUCUUUUUGAAGAGACAAGUUUAUCAGCUUAUAAAGAAACUAUUUUUAAUAAAAAGUAUGAAUUAAUCUUCUAAACUAAUUAAUAAAUCAAUGAAAAAUGUUCUUUUUGUGAUCUCAAAUUAUGUAAUAAUUGUAUCGUUAAAUUUAUUGAUUAAAAGAUGAAUCUCAAAGUUAAUAAGAUUGUUGUGUAUGCAAUUUACAACUAACCAAUUUAAAUUGAAAGUUAAAAACCUGAAAUCAUAAAUAAAUAUAAUUUAGAGGAUUAUUUUGAUUUUUAAACAAAAGAUGAAGAAUUUCUAAUUUUAAAUAUCAAUUAAGAUCAAAUUGUUUCUAAUUUGCUAUUUUAUCCACAAUAAAUACAUAAAUAUAAACUAUGUGGUUUAAUAGAAAAGAUUGAUCGUUUUAACUAUUAAAGCUAUUGUAGGUUAAAAGACUAAUGGAUUUUAUUUAAUAAAGAAGGAUACCAAUAAUUAGAAGUAUUGAAACCAAAUUUAAAAGUUACAAAAUUAUUAUAUGAGAAAAUUGAUUGA
Messenger RNA from Paramecium sonneborni, 1957 nucleotides. The record is from the annotation of a GenBank genome assembly. Lineage: Eukaryota; Ciliophora; Oligohymenophorea; Peniculida; Parameciidae.